AUGUAUAAUUUAUUGACCUGCCCUGAUGAUAUUACUGAAGCAAUUUCAAGUCUCAUAUUUGCCUCGGCAAGAUUUGGGGAUUUCCCUGAACUUAAAUGUGUUCGAAAGCUGUUCGAGGAGCGUUUCGGAAAGAGUUUCAUUGUGGCUGCUGUUGAAUUAAGUCCUGGAAAUCUUGUGAACAAACAGAUAAAAGAGAAGCUUGUAAUGCAGCCUGUCCCAAAUCAUGAGAAACAAAGACUAAUCAAUGAAAUAGCAAGAGAUUGCUUUCAUCCAGCAGUUUUGGCUCUUGAAAACUGUCCGGAUUGGCAUAAAAAACAGGUACUGCAAAAUGGAGAUCAAACUACUGUUAAGGGAAAAGUAGAAUCAGAAGAGUUGGAGAGAGUUGUAAUAUCUCUCGAUUCAACACGAGACAGCAACUGUGGCGUCUUGGAUUCUUGGUGUCAUUCUACUUCUUCCAGCCCUUCAGUUUCUCAAUCUUUUCCAAAUGAUGCAUCCACUUCUGAAUUCCUUCCAUUUUGUGAAGAAGCUAUGGUUUAUUUCGAUGAUGUUGUUGAGCUUUCUGACCCCUCAACAGAAUAUGGAGACUUGUUGGAUCAGAGAUUCUUUAAGUUCAAAUCACUUAUUACAAGCACGAGAGAAGAAAAUGUUGGAGAUGGUGACGAUCAAAGCCUCAUAGAAAAUCAUUAUGGUUCCAAUAAAAAAGCAGUUUCGGGAAGAUCUAAUCAGAUUAUAAAUGGAUCUCCGAAAGAACCAAGUAGAAGGUCGAUGCGUCGAGAGCAAGAGAAUCAUAGCCUAAAUCAUACAAAGAAAAAACUCAUGAAGUGUUAUUGCUUAUCAUGCCACAGCUUGUCAUCUGAACUGCAAAACUACUGCGUGGAGCAGCAAUGCUAUGUCCAUUCUGAGUGUAGAACAGAUUUUUCUGUUAUUCAGUCUUCAGAAGCUAAUAAUUCGGAUUAUGAUUUGUCUAGCAAAAAUUUAUGGAAUGCAGAAUCAAAUGAAGAGAUUGAAUUCAUUACGUUUUCGAGGGCAAAGGAUCAAAGAAAUUAUGGGAUUGGAACAGUGGUUUACGAUGUUUUUGUUUACUCUCAGUGUCAGCCAGAUGAAAACAAGGAAACUAAUACAAAACUAAAAGAACUCAGUACAAAUGGUAAGCAUGAACCUUCAAAGUUCACAAAAUGUAUGAAAGGUGCCGAUAAGUAUCCAAGCCAUGUUCAUCCAAAGUUGCCCAAUUACGAAGAAAUCGCAGCCAAAUUCAUAUGUUUGAAGAGAGAGUAUUUGGAAAGAUCAAUGAAAGGACGCAACUAGCAACAACUUCAGUAGCAAUAGAACAAGGGGAAAAAAAUGUGUAUUUUAUUACCUUAUGAAAAGGAAAAAAAAUAUUCCACUACGAUUGUAAUCAAUUGUUUAUAGAAGUCAAUAUUCAGUUUCAAUACAGAUAGGAUGAGUCAAAAA
Cucumis sativus (cucumber) is the source of this 1452-nucleotide messenger RNA. RefSeq lists its product as uncharacterized. Gene Ontology annotation, biological process: protein transport. The transcript has 4 exons. The record is from RefSeq and is a predicted model, not a curated record. Bases 1 to 1305 code for a protein of 434 amino acids. NCBI's taxonomy places the organism in Eukaryota, Viridiplantae, Streptophyta, Magnoliopsida, Cucurbitales, Cucurbitaceae.